Messenger RNA from Mus musculus (house mouse), 1025 nucleotides. It is a transcript of the gene Klrc2, whose product is annotated as killer cell lectin-like receptor subfamily C, member 2. Gene Ontology annotation, biological process: immune response-regulating cell surface receptor signaling pathway; immune system process; regulation of natural killer cell mediated cytotoxicity. The record is from RefSeq and is a predicted model, not a curated record. Gene Ontology annotation, molecular function: MHC class I protein complex binding; MHC class Ib receptor activity; carbohydrate binding. The transcript is spliced from 7 exons. NCBI's taxonomy places the organism in Eukaryota, Metazoa, Chordata, Mammalia, Rodentia, Muridae. Bases 182 to 922 code for a protein of 246 amino acids. Gene Ontology annotation, cellular component: signaling receptor complex; plasma membrane.
CAAAAUCCAAGGCAAAAUUUAGAUACUUCAACUAUACAAAAGCACCAAUUCUUUGGUCUCCUCCCUUUUUAUUGCGUCAGGAUGUGUAGCUUCUUCAAUAGAAUCACCACAGCAUAGAACACAAGUAGAAUUACCACAGAGCCCAGAAUUGAUAUCACUCACUGGUCUACAGACAAGAGUCAUGAGUCACCUGCUUGGAACUGAACAGGCCUCAGAACCCAGGAAAGCCACAAAGAAAACCCAGGCGCAGUUCCGUUUCAGUAAUGCAGCAGGAGAUCGCCUGCUGGAGUUUAGCCUUCAACAUGCUUCCCAGAAGCAUCUGAAGGCCAGCAGGCAUGGCUACUGCAAAAAUUUUGCAUCACCUCCAGAGAAGCUCAUCGCUGGAAUCCUGGGCACCAUCUGGUUUACCUUAUUGAUUGCUCUAGUAAUCUCAACCAGAAUUGUUUCUCCAUAUGCUGAACUGAAGAAGCAGAUCCACCCCUUCUUGGUUAGAACCCAGAAAGGCUCACACGCCUUGCUCUCCAAAGAUAUAAACUACACUCUAUCUUCAGCACAGCCUUGUCCUCAUUGUCCAAAGGAGUGGAUAUCAUAUUCUCACAAUUGUUAUUUCAUUGGUAUGGAGAGAAAAUCUUGGAAUGACAGUUUGGGGUCCUGCCUUUCCAAAAACUGUAGUCUGCUUCACAUAGAUAGUGAAGAGGAGCAGGAUUUUCUGCAAUCUCUUUCACUGGUCUCAUGGACUGGAAUCCUUCGGAAGGGCAGAGGUCAGGCCUGGGACUGGAAAAAAGACUCAAUUUUCAAACCAAAGAUAGCAGAGAUUUCCCAUGAUGAAUGUAACUGUGCCAUGAUGUCAGCUUCUGGUCUCACAGCAGACAACUGUACAACUUUACAUCCAUAUCUUUGUAAGUGUAAAUUCCCCAUCUGAAACACCUGCACUGGAAGUCUGCCAGAUCUCUGGCUCCCUUUAGAUGAAUUUGCAACUAGAAUCCAAAGGAUCAUCAGCUUUCUCUAACUGUCCUGUUCGACGG